UAUAUAUAAAUAAACACGACAGUGCCAAUUUUAAUCGAAUUAAUCUACGAACGAAUGCUUGUUUCAUUCAAUUCGCACUUGAAGAUUUGUUGAAGGAAGUUGAAGGAAACGACUGCGAACCACAAUGUCUUCGCUUGCAGCUGCGAGAGCAGACAACUUUUACUAUCCACCAGAAUGGACCCCAAAACAGGGGUCUUUGAACAAAUUUCAUGGUCAGCAUGCUUUGAGAGAGAGAGCAAGGAAAUUAGAUCAGGGCAUCCUGAUAAUAAGGUUUGAGAUGCCUUACAAUAUAUGGUGUGGUGGCUGCAACUCAAUGAUAGCAAAGGGUGUUAGGUUCAAUGCGGAGAAAAAGCAAGUUGGAAACUAUUAUUCUACAAAGAUAUGGAGCUUUACUAUGAAAGCAGCAUGCUGUAGACAAGAGAUUGUUAUUCAGACUGAUCCAAAAAAUUGUGAGUAUGUGAUUAUUAGUGGUGCACAACGGAAAACUGAGGAAUAUGACAUAGAGGAUGCAGAAACCUUUGAACUCCCUGCGGAUGAAGAAAAGGGUAAGCUGGCAGAUCCAUUUUAUCGACUUGAACACCAAGAAAAAGAUAUGCAGAAAAAGAAAGAAGCCGAGCCGGUAUUGGUUCGCCUACAACGACUCUCAGAUUCUAGGCAUGCAGAUGACUAUAGUCGGAACAGAACACUUCGAGCUCAGCUCAGAAGUCAAAAGAAGAGAGUUGCUGAAGAAGAAAAUGUUUCUAGAAAGAUGGGCCUCGGUAUUCGAUUGCUUCCAGCAACUCAAGAAGAUUCUGCAGCUGCAGCUCGCAUGAAGUUCUCUUCAAAGUUUGAGAAGAACCAUAGGGAUAAACGGGCAUUGAUUCAUGCUUCUUCGAUAUUUAAUGGAUCAUCCACUUCUUCCAUGCCUGAUAAGAAGCGAUUGGACCUGGAAUCCAAGAGAAGGAAGAUCUGUGCAUCUGCGGCUUCAAACAUUUUGACAGGUAACUUCAAGCCAUCAUCUUGGUCACGAAGUGCAGCUAAUUCAAGCAGACUGGAAGGAACUUCUGUCACUGCCAGACGAUUGUAACGUGAAUGCUUUUUUCAAAUCUAGGUCUAGCUCUAUCUCGUUUCUUUCAUGUAUGUACAUAGAUUUUAUGUUGGCGGGUCUACCUGAAGUUUUUUUCUAGAAUCCCAUUGUAAUAUAUUGUGUUUCAUUUCUGGGAAGGUGCAAGAAUUCUUUAAGAUUGAAAUCGAAAGUUGAAUAUAUAUCUUCAUUUGCUUCGUAUAGUA
Molecule: messenger RNA, 1269 nt
Organism: Benincasa hispida (wax gourd)
Lineage: Eukaryota; Viridiplantae; Streptophyta; Magnoliopsida; Cucurbitales; Cucurbitaceae
Biological process (GO): mRNA splicing, via spliceosome
Cellular component (GO): U2-type spliceosomal complex; post-mRNA release spliceosomal complex
Source: RefSeq, a predicted model, not a curated record